UCUGUCGCUCCGGAAGCCCGCGAGUUCCGGAAGCUUCGAGAACCUAUUUUCUAGUAGGAAAAGCCAAGCUUGCCAGAAGAUGUUGUUUGAGGAAAAGUUGGCCGGCGCCUAAGCUCCUAGCAAGUAUGAGGCAGGGAUUUCCCAGAAGAACUCACAGCAGCAAUCUCUACUAUCAUAGCUGUUGGCUAUCAGGUCGUGAGGGAGUGGAAGAAAGAGGAAAAGGCCCUAGAAACCAGUUUUACUUUUGGCUUUUAUGAGUUCUCUUUUGGAUUCCACAUAGACCUUUGGAGAAGACAUGGCUCCCAGAGAAGAGAUUACAAAGAGUACAAACAGAGUGCUCAGAAUAAGUCAGUUGGAUGCGCUUGAACUAAAUAAGGCCCUGGAGCAGCUGGUUUGGUCCCAGUUUACUCAAUGCUUUCAUGGAUUUAAACCAGGGCUGUUAGCUCGCUUUGAACCAGAAUUGAAAGCAUUCUUGUGGCUUUUCUUGUGGAGAUUCACCAUCUACUCUAAAAAUGCCACUGUGGGACAGUCAGUCUUGAAUAUUCAGUAUAAAAAUGACUUUUCCCCUAACUCAAAAUACCAGCCACCAAGUAAAAAUCAGAAACUCUGGUAUGCUGUCUGUACAGUUGGUGUGAGGUGGUUAGAAGAGCGAUGCUAUGAUUUGUUUCGAAACCAUCAUUUUGCAUCAUUUGGGAGAGUCAAACAGGGUAUGAAUUAUGUGGUUGGACUUUUAAAAUUAGGGGAGCUGAUUAAUUUCUUGAUAUUCCUUCAAAAGGGAAAGUUUGCAACUUUGACAGAGCGUGUCCUAGGCAUUCAUUCUGUAUUUUGCAAACCCCAAAGUGUCCGUGAAGUUGGCUUUGAGUACAUGAAUAGGGAACUUCUCUGGCAUGGGUUUGCUGAGUUUCUGAUAUUUCUCUUACCCCUCAUCAAUAUCCAGAAGUUGAAAGCCAAGCUGUCAUCAUGGUGUAUUCCUCUGACUGGAUCUCCUAGUAGUGACAGUGCGUUAGCCACCAGUGGCAAAGAAUGUUCUCUGUGUGGAGAGUGGCCCACCAUGCCUCACACCUUAGGAUGCGAUCACGUCUUCUGUUAUUACUGUGCUAAGAGCAGCUUCUUAUUUGAUAUGUACUUUACUUGUCCUAAAUGUGGCACAGAGGUGCACAGUGUGCAGCCUCUCAAAUCAGGAGUUGAGAUGUCCGAAGUGAAUUCUCUUUAGAAAUUAAAAUUGUUUCUCUUAUCAAAAUUGUAUUAUGCCUAAGUCCUUAAUAUGAGUCAUUCUAAGUAGCGUACUUAGGUGUCUUUUAUAAGGCUUGUGGUUUCCAGCUGCUGGAUCUGUUCCUUUCCAGGCUUCACUAGAAACCACUUGAUUCUCAAUAUAUUUUGUUAGUGUUGAUGUAUUGUUUUUAAAUCAUUGAAUUUAAUUUUUAGUAUUAAGAACAAUGGAGAGUUUUGUGAGGUAACAGCUGAAUAAAUUUCUUCAUUUUGUAACUUCCUAGAAAGCUCUAAAAAAUAAAAUAAAAGUAUUUUGGAGACUUUGA
Dipodomys spectabilis (banner-tailed kangaroo rat) is the source of this 1535-nucleotide messenger RNA. RefSeq names its product peroxisomal biogenesis factor 2 (gene Pex2). Gene Ontology annotation, biological process: protein import into peroxisome matrix. Gene Ontology annotation, cellular component: peroxisomal membrane. NCBI's taxonomy places the organism in Eukaryota, Metazoa, Chordata, Mammalia, Rodentia, Heteromyidae. Gene Ontology annotation, molecular function: zinc ion binding. The coding region runs from base 296 to 1213 and encodes 305 amino acids. The record is from RefSeq and is a predicted model, not a curated record. The transcript is spliced from 4 exons.